CUUUGUAAACAGAUCUAAUGGCAGGUUGUGGUUUAUGAAAGGCAGAAAUGGGCCUUCCCGCUUCUAAGAGGUGGUUCCUACGGACAGCUUUCGUGUUCUUCCAGAUCUGCUUUGGAGGAGUUGAAGCAUCGAUUUUUGUUGCAGGUUCUGAAUAUGGCGGAUCUUUGGAACCUCUUGCAGCAUCAUCAACAAGGUUUUUCUCGGCAGUUGACAAAUUAUUACAGCGUCACAUACUUGGAAACCUGCCAAAAACCGAAACUAACCAGAUCAAAGAUAUAUAUAGAAAUGGAAUUAAAAUAAACUUGGGAAAUGCAGAAAGGUUUUGGAUGCCAGAUGGAGAUUCUGUGGAGAAAAGGGGAGGUCGUGUGAGAAGAUCAUAUGUAGCUAGAUAUCCAUCAGUAGAUAAAUAUGACCUUACUGCACCAGUCCCUAUUGAUUACAUACUUGUUGUGGAUCUGGGUAUUCAAGUUAAAGAUUUGAAUGAAACAGCAUUGCGAUGGCUGGAGAUUGCAUUCGCAACAAACCUAAGCCUGCCAUUAGAAAAUGUGGUCACUCAGAAAGUUGGAUACCAUGGAAAUACAGUUGAGAUGUUUUUCGUCAGAUAUGGGCGUCCAGUGACCACAUUUAGUAUUGAAGAUUUGAUCCCAGUCAAAGAAAUCGUCAGUCUCAAGCUGUUGCACACACUUCAACAGACCCUGCCAUUCUUAAACAUUACCAAUAUAAGACCACAAGUGUUUAUACCUACAAUUAAUUUGCAAGCAAUAUUAGUUACUAAUGAAGAAAGUGAACCAUUGUCUUCUUGGUUUGUGAGUUACUUCCCUUACAUAGCUGCAGCUUGCUGUGUAUGCAUCAUACUGAUGACAACAGUGCUGGUAUACUGCUGCUGCUGUAAAAAGAAGAAAGAACCUGAAAAUGACAAAGGAUCACAGAAACUGCAACAGAUUUAUUUUCCUUCAGUCAAACCUGACAUGAAAGAUCCUAAAAUGAUACAACCUGGAGGCAGUCCCCUCUACACACCACCAGGGUCAAUUACUCCAGUACAAACCCCAACUGGUAGAAUCAAGGCUAAGGGACUCUUAGAAAGGCGAGGAUCCAAUGCUUCCUUAACCAUUGACUUAAAUGCUUCACCUGAAAGUGGUCGUUGGGAUGGAACUCCACCCAAAGAAAGUACUGGAGUAGAGUAUUUAAUGACUGCUGGUCAUAGACUUAGCAGACAAGAUUUGAAAAAUGCUGUCCGAAAUAACAGAGCUUUGCAUCAAGAAUUCUGGGAAAUCUUUACAAACCACCCAGAGAAGGUCUCUGUUGCUGGUUCUGGUAUGAAAAACAGAUACAGAAGUAUGAUACCAAAUGAACACAGUAGAGUUAUACUACCAGACAGUGAAUGGGAUCCACUCUCAUCAUAUAUCAAUGCAAAUUAUAUCAGGGGAUAUGAAUGUGAACCACACACCUACAUUGCUACACAAGGCCCAAUGUCACAUACCAUUGUAGAUUUCUGGAGGAUGAUUUGGUAUGAAAAGUCACCAAUCAUAGUAAUGAUUACAAAACUUAAAGAAAACAAUAAUAUUAAAUGCGAGAACUAUUUACCAGAGGACAAUAGUUCCUGUACAUUUGGUGAUAUUGAAGUAAAGGUUGAGAAAGUGAAAGUAAAGCAGGGAUACACAGUUAGAUAUUUAUCAUUAAAGUGUGAUGGAGAAAUUAUACAUGUAUUACAUUACUGGUACACAGCAUGGCCUGAUCAUAAACCACCACAGUCAGCUAAAAUGCUGUUAGAACUUGUUAAAGAUGUAGAAAAUAAAAGAUUAAAAUUACAACCCAGUAAAGGACCAGUUGUGGUACAUUGUAGUGCUGGCAUAGGAAGAACAGGAUGUUUUAUAGCUAUAACCGUUGGAAUGAGACAACUUAAGGAAGAGCACUCUGUAGAUAUACUGGGGAUUGUCUGUCACAUGAGAAUAGAUCGAGGUGGGACAAUUCAGACACAUGAACAAUAUGAGUUUAUACACCAGGCCUUAUGUGAAUAUGAAAAAGAAUUAGCUGAACCAGAGCAGACGACAGUGAAUGGUUUCCCUGGUGAUUAACAACAGAUCAGCAGUCAGACAUCAUACACAUCACACAAUCUAAAUACUUAUUUUAGUUCAUCAAGGCCAACAACAUAGAAUGUUUAAAUGGCACAAUGUUAUGUUUUGAAAAUUCUAUCUUUAAGUUUAUAUGAAAAUUUCAAAGAAGUUUGAAACUGGUUUUGUUUAAAAGAUAACUACAAUAUGUAACAUCACUAAAUAUAAGCCUUGCUUAAACAUCUAGAAGUUUUGUUUACAAACAUUUUGUUAUUUUAUAUUAUUUUGCAUAUCAAUAGGUUGAAAUGGAAAGUUGUAUAUAGUAGUAAAACCUGACUAUAAAGGCAGGUUAUAGGACAGUGACUGAUAAAAAUUUUGUGCAAUUGAUAGUAACUUAUUACCUCGUUUUGUUCACCUAUAAGUGAAUGGUAUUUUAAGUGAGAUUAUUUUGAGGCCCCACCUACAAUAGUAGAGGGGUAUUUUGUUUUCUGGUCUUUGCGUCUAACAAUGCUGUAUCAGGUUAAAGUUUUAGUUCAGGGUAGUUUGUGGUCACUUAGUCUGUGGUCACAUCAAUUUGAAACAUUAAAUUUACACAGUUAAUUAUGAACUGUUCAAUAAAAAAACAAAACAAAUUAGAGUGUUUCCAAACAUUUUGUGGUUCACUGAACAUGAAAUUGUGAUAGUUUGAGGGGGCAUGGUGACCAAUGAGCACAUAUUCUUGUUUACUAUGUUAUAAUGGCAAAAUGAGUAUCACUGUUAUUAAGUGUUUUAACUUGAUAGAAUGGAUAUUUAUUGUCAAAGGUGUCAGAUGCUUGAUGAUAUAAGAUGGAAAGUAUAAAUUUAAAAAAAAGUUGUUGAUAAUAAAGAGGUUGGAAUUUUAGCAUUUAAGUAAAGUGUUCCAUUGAAUUCUAACUCAAUUUUAGGAGUCGAUCAGGUUAUAUUGAUAUUUAUCUCAAUCUUGAUUUUAUUAAGAAAAUUUCUUGGUUUAAAGAGGUCAAUGUUGUACCAAAAAAACUCUACUAUCAUGAACACGUUCAUGAAUUAAAUAUAUUUUUUUUGUAUAUUUUUUGCAAGAUGUGCUUUCAGUUAUUUCCAUGACUUACUUAUGAUUGUAAGCUUCAUUAAUCAUGUGACCAGAAAUGUGAGGUAAAAGAUAUCACAUGUCAAACAUGUGACUGUGUACAUGUUUGUUAAUGAUACCUGUGAUAUGUACAGUUUUUAUCCCUUUGUUUAUGUGAAGAAUGUGCUGUACAAUAUAUUUGUGUUUUUGUAUGCCUGUUAUUAAUGUUGCAAUUUAUAAAGAUUUUUUUUUCUAUUUUAGAAAAUCAUAUUACACCAUUCUGUAAAUGGUUUAAUUUAAAACUGCAAUCUGUUUUAUUUUUGUUGUCAUUGUUGAAGAGAUACUUCCAAUUUGUUUAAACAUUUUCUUAAGGACCUAUUAUUUUGAAAAAGACAUAGUUGAAUUAAGGGAAAUAAAAUUUUAAACUAGAUGAUAUAUUAUCACAUUGAAAUCUAGCAAAUAAUCUAUUUUCAUUUAUGAGAAAAUGUGUUUGAAAGUUAUAAAAUAUGUAUUCCACACUUGAAUUUGAUUUUGUGUAAAAGCCUUCAGAUUUAUAAAUAUUUGAUGGUAUAAUUCUUACAUGUAACAUGUUGUAAAUAAUCAUAAACUUCAUUCAACCAAUACUAUAGUGCUAAUAUUACAUGUUUCUUGUGUCUGUACUUAUACUAUUAUUAUAUAUUUCUAUAAUGUACUAAUAGUUUAAAAUUCACAGAGUGUGCUGAUCCUUUGAGUACAUUUGGAAAUAUGUUAUUAAAGGCAAGGAGUGAUUUGUCUGAACUAAACAAGGCUAUUUCUUACACUUAUUUUAAAUAAACUCAUCAUAGAUACAUGUACCAGCAUUACAUUUUGUAUCCACUGUAUGAUUUAUAGGUUAAUUUGGGGUCCUCUAAGACAAAGCAUCUUAUUUGUUGCUUUAAGUAAUUUCAUUUGUAUUCAUGAAAUCUUCAAUCUGAUCUUCCCCAUAGUCUUUUUGAAUAAAUAAAUCAAAAAUGUCAAAACCAUCUGUGACCAACAUUUCCUUACAAGACUGAUGUAAUUUUUAAAAUAAUUUAAAUUAUUGCUACUUAGAUUUAAUUUUAUGUCAGUGAAUUAUUUUAAUUUCAGACUAAACUCAAUUUCAGCUAUAUAAUAUUAAUAUUUUGUAACAAUUUGUUAUGUAGAUAUUAUACAAUUACUGUCUUUUGAUGAGGUAAAUAUGUGGUUUUAUUCACUUUGUAAAAACUGAUAUUCACUGAGGCGAACGGCCGAAGUGAAUAUCAGUUUUUCAAAAGUCAAUAAAACCACAUAUUUACCGAAACAAAAGACAGUAAUUGUGUUUUUCUAUAUUCCGAGAGAAAUGUAUGCAUAGGAAAAUAUUUACCAAAAUCAAAUGUACAUCAAACGUUUUUUUACCUAAAUUAUACACGUAAAAGCACGCGACGUUUUGCUCAGUGAAUAUGCUUAUUUAUUCAAAGUCCCAUUCGUAUAGAAAAACCUACUUAAGUUUUAGCAAUAUGGAAUAAUAGUAGUUUCCUAUCAAGAUUAAUUAUUGAAUACUUUCAGAUGAAAAUUAUUUUGUGAAACUUCAUUCAAAAGAAUUGUUGAUUUGCUUUAUAACGCUCAGAUAUGGUUUAAUGGGAUGGUUUACUUUGUAAGUCACUGCAUUUAGCAAACAGCCAAAGAAAGGCAUAGACAUAAAAGUUGGACAUGAUUAAACGAUAUUGUUUUAAUUAAAUAUUGAGAUUUGUGGUCUAUUUAUUUAUAUUUAUUAUAAUGUCCAUGAUGGACACUCUAAAUUUCAUCGUAUUAUAUAUAUACUGGAAUCUCCAGGCUCAUUAGUUGAUCUAAAAAAUCAUUCCAUAAUAAUCACAUUUAUACUACAAGCUGGUCUUGUAGCUCGUUGUAUUUUUAGUUUGAUCUCUUUAACGGCCCCAAUGAAGUCAUGUCUCAGUUAUUAUAUAUUUUUGCUGCUUUAACCAUAUCAAUAACCGAUUCAAGAUUAGGAAGCCCAAUAAAACCUGCAGAUAUUUGAAUUGAUUUUGGACAUAUAAAAUUGUAAAACAUUUUUUUUCCCCACCUAUAUAACCCAAAUUUAUAAAAAAAAAAAAAAAAUCAAGGAAACAAAAAACUGCAUCUUUCUCCCUUAAAAUAUGUGAUGUACAUUUAAAAACACUAUUUCAAACAAAUUGAAUUAGAAUGUGCUAUUAGGACAACAAUAAAAAGAACCUUCAAACAAGUUAAAUUAGAUUUCAAUAUCAAGAUGAGAUAUUAAUUAUAAGGAUGAAGAUUUCAAAGGCCAGAACUUUAACUUGUAUCAGGGAUUUACAUCAUUAUCUAGUCUAAACUAUUAUUUUUCAUUCUAUAAUUUCAUCUGUAGAAUAGCUCAUCUGACCAUUGAAUGUUUAUUUAGAUAUGAUGCUAUACACAGAUGAGAGUUAUUGUUAAAUGUAGAGUACUACUAGUAGUGAAAUUCCUAUGUCCUGAAUUUACACACAAGAAUCUCGUAAAAUGUUCCUACUUUCAUUUUGAAAGCUUGACUUCCUUUACAUUUCAAACAUUGAUUUUGUAUUUACUGUUUGAAAACUAUGGCUAUUUUCUGGAAGCUUUUGUAAAACAAUUUGCAUAUUUUAAUGUUACAGUUCAUCUUCUGUCUUGUUAAAUCUUAGUAUAAAUCUUAUACCCUACACAAAGUAAUGUCAUUGUUUUUUUCCUGUAUCUGUAAGAAAGAGUGAUGUAUGUGCAUUCCAAAUUUGCUUUCAGACCAAUAUUUUCUUUCUAGUAUUUCUUGUUCGAUUUUACCUUAAUGGUUUUGCAUUUUAUUUCAAAUGCUUAAUGCACUAAUUGAAAUUUAAAGAUAUUAUAUUAAUUCCUUUUGAAAUUAUUAUUAAUUCUCACCCUGUUUUGUAUUGCUGAUAAGGACAGAUAUUCCUGUCUUGCCCAACCGCCUGGGUAAAAACACAUAUCUGCAUUUUUCUAUCAACAUUUGAAGGGUUUUGAAUUCAACUUGUUCAUUACAAUAUUAAUGCAAAUUAAAAAUAAAUCAACUACUAGACAUCCUUUGGUAAGGAGUUAAACACUUAGUCUACCUUAACAAUUGUUAUCUUUUGAUCUGUAAGGUUAUAUUUUACCAAAUCUUGAAAACUGGUACAGUUGAUAUGUCAGCUGUACUUCUUUUCUAAGUCGAUAUAUUACUGAAUCAAAGUUUAGCUACAUUUUGAUAUAAUUUAAUGCCUUUAUGUUUGUAAGCUUUAAAUAUGUAUAAUUAAUCAUCAAAGGAAUAAUACAAUGAAGGGAAUGCAAAACAUUUAAUAUUAGAUACCCGUCUUAAUUUUUUUAUGGUACUCAUUUUUAACUGUAACUAUAGAAAAGUGAUCGUCAAGGCUGACUGAUUAUAAAACUGAUUUUGACAAUCAUGUGAUAUUGCAAAGUGGGUAAAAGUUCAAUUAACAUUUAUUUUCAAAAAGUUUGAGUUGUCAGUGUUUUUUUUCCCUUCAUUAAUCUUUAUAAGAUUUGCUUUUAGAAGACAAAAACAAUCAAUUAUAUUUAAAUUCCUCUUAUAUAUAUAUGAUUUAUUCAAAUAAUUUACAAAAAGUAACUUUAUGGUAAGUAUACAGCAGCUGACAGUAUUGAUGUAGUUUACUUAAAACUAGACCUUCCAUCAUAAAAGAAUCUUUGAGAAAUCGAUCACUGUAUCAUUCCUUUGUACAUCCCUGUGAUACCGGAGUUGGUACUACAUCAUUUACACCUUACUGUUGUAUUGUAUUGUUGUUAUUUUGUGCAAUAAAAUAACCUCUCAUUUAA
This is a messenger RNA of Mytilus trossulus (common blue mussel), 6891 nucleotides long. Its product is annotated as tyrosine-protein phosphatase non-receptor type 5-like. NCBI's taxonomy places the organism in Eukaryota, Metazoa, Mollusca, Bivalvia, Mytilida, Mytilidae. The transcript is spliced from 16 exons. Gene Ontology annotation, molecular function: protein kinase binding; protein tyrosine phosphatase activity. Gene Ontology annotation, cellular component: cell junction; plasma membrane; cytosol. Gene Ontology annotation, biological process: peptidyl-tyrosine dephosphorylation; signal transduction. The record is from RefSeq and is a predicted model, not a curated record. Bases 48 to 2075 code for a protein of 675 amino acids.